Helianthus annuus (common sunflower) is the source of this 4344-nucleotide messenger RNA. RefSeq lists its product as uncharacterized. The transcript is spliced from 2 exons. Gene Ontology annotation, molecular function: nucleic acid binding. The coding region runs from base 1 to 4344 and encodes 1447 amino acids. Gene Ontology annotation, biological process: DNA integration. The record is from RefSeq and is a predicted model, not a curated record. Lineage: Eukaryota; Viridiplantae; Streptophyta; Magnoliopsida; Asterales; Asteraceae.
AUGCCACCGCGUCGUGAUCCAACCGGCGACGAAUUCCCACCCACCGUUUCCGACCAACUCAAUCAGCUCAUCCAAAUAUCCACUACCGCAGCUACUGCUCAAACCGAUAUCAAGACACAAAUCGCCGCCCUUGUUCAAGCAACCGCUAACCUCAAUUCGAAAUUAGAUGCCCAAACUGAAACCACCGCUCGUCUUGUGAACCAUGUUACCCAGCUCACUGAUAACCUAGACCCGAACAAACCCGUCAACACUCGACCCAACUCCCCUGUUCGUGCACAACCUAACAACAACAAUAACCUACAGCCUCGUCCACCGAAAAUCACCUUGCCGCUGUUCGACGGGUCUAAUCCUCUCGGAUGGAUUUUCCAGGCAGAAAAUUAUUUUACUUAUUAUCGCAUUCCGGCUGCGGAACGCGUCUCUCUCACCGCUUUCCACUUCAUUGGCGAUGCACUCGCGUGGUACCAACAUCUCGCUAAUAACCAUCUCUUAGGUACUUGGCCUGAGUUUGUCCGUGAGGUUGAGCUUCGGUUCGGCCCCUCGGCAUACGAGAACCAUGAAGCAUCAUUAUUCAAACUACGGCAGACGACUACAGUGUCGGCUUAUCAAACCGAAUUCGAACGACUUAGUAAUCGUAUUACGGGUCUUUCUCAACAAACCUUGAAAAAUUGUUUUGUCUCAGGCCUUAAACCUGAUAUCCAGGCUGAGUUAGCCGUCCACAAGCCUACUACGCUACACCAGGCUUGCGGCUUAGCCCGGUUACUGGAAGAUAAGUUAUUAUUUGCCUGGAAGCCCAAAACUAACUAUCCUCCUAAAAACCCUCCAACAAACACCUCCAACUUUACGACUACAGUGAUAUCUGCUCCCACCGAUAAAACACCGGCAUCGUCCACCCCACCUCCACUUCUUCCAUCACCACCAAAACCCUUACCCUUCACCAAACUUUCACCUGAGGCUAUUCAACAACGUCGUAAAGAGGGCCUGUGCUUUCGUUGCCCUGAGAAAUUUUUUCCGGGGCACAAGUGUUCGCCACCGCAGUUUCUCUUAAUUGUGGAUAACGACGAGCAUAUGGCACCCGAUGAUCCUGUUGCAGACACCACCACCGACGACACUACCAGUCCACAAUUUUUAUCCCUCUCAGAUGCCGCAUAUUUCGGUCUUUCGUCAAUCCAAACAUUACGUGUAACCGGGUUCAUCCACGGGAAACCGGUGACCAUCUUGAUCGAUUGCGGGAGCACACACAACAUAAUUCAACCUCGCAUUGCCACGUUAUUCAAUCUUCCGUCUAACCCGCUUGAGCCUUUUGGUGUCAUGGUGGGUAACGGGCAGUUUAUACACUGCCGAAGCUAUUGCCCAGCGGUACCUUUACAAUUACAGAAAACAUCCUUUACGAUUCCAUUUUUCGUACUACCAAUAGAGGGUGCAGAUGUGGUGCUCGGUAUUGCAUGGCUGCGUACUCUUGGUUCGAUUACCGCCGAUUUCUCUAUACCUCAGAUUUGUUUCCAAAAAGACGGUCAAUCAUGCACACUUAAAGGUGAACCGAUUUCUAAACCCCUUUCCUCCAGUUCAUUAUCAUCCCUUAUCAAACACGGUUGUAUUGCUUCACUUCACACAUUGCUCAUCGAGACUCAACCAAACCCUACACCACCUCAAUCACUCCCAUGCUCCACCGACGCCCAUAUUACCACCCUACUGGAACUUUUUCGACCACUUUUUCAGGACCCCCACGGCCUUCCACCAAAUCGCCUUCAUGACCACCAUAUCCCAUUACUCAACAAUAAUCACACCGUAAAUGUCAAACCAUACCGUUAUCCUCAUUUCCAAAAACAAAUCAUGACACGUUUAAUCACAGACAUGUUAACCGAUGGUGUCAUCCGGCCGAGUCAAAGCCCGUUUUCAUCGCCCGUCUUGCUGGUUAAAAAGAAAGAUGGCUCUUGGCGUUUUUGCGUCGAUUAUCGCGCACUCAAUGCAGCCACGGUGCGUGAUCGUUUUCCGAUUCCCACUAUCGAUGAAUUACUUGAUGAGCUUCACGGUGCAACGAUCUUUUCCAAAAUAGAUCUGCGCUCCGGAUACCAUCAGAUUCGUGUGGCUAAGGAAGACAUUCAUAAGACCGCGUUUCGCACAAUGGACGGGCACUACGAGUUUCUCGUUAUGCCCUUUGGGCUCACUAAUGCCCCGUCUACAUUCCAAGCGGCUAUGAAUGAUCUCUUUCGCAAGGUCCUUCGCCAAUUUGUUCUCGUUUUUUUUGACGAUAUACUCAUUUAUAGUGCCUCGAUGGAGGAACACUAUAGUCAUUUACGGUACGUAUUUGAGACCCUCUUGGCCAAUCAAUUUCAUGCGAAAGGAUCCAAAUGCGUUUUCGCGGUGCAAGAAUUAUCAUUUUUGGGUCAUAAAAUUUCAGCUGUGGGUGUAGCUCCAGAACCGGAUAAGAUCGAAGCUAUCCAAAGUUGGCCUCAACCGACUUCUUUUACCACACUUCGAGCCUUUUUGGGUCUCACCGGCUAUUAUCGCCGGUUUGUUCCUCAUUAUGCAAGAAUCGCAUCCCCACUUACUGAUCUCCUAAAAAAACCCGAGUUUACUUGGACCCCAGAUGCCAAUCAAGCCUUCAUUGAAUUGAAAACCCACAUGAAAGAGUUGGUUACUCUUGCCUUACCUGAUUUUUCGCAGCCAUUCGAUGUCACAACUGACGCUUCCGGCGUGGCCAUAGGCGCCGUUUUAUCUCAAAACUGCAAACCAAUUGCAUUUUUUAGCAAAAAGUUGUGUCCAACCAUGCAAGGCCAUUCUACUUAUACUAAAGAAUUAUAUGCUAUCACCGAGGCAAUCAAAAAGUGGCGUCAAUAUCUCUUAGGCCGCAGGUUCCGCAUUUUUACCGAUCACCAUAGUUUGAAGCAUGUUCUCACUCAAACGAUUCAAACACCGGAGCAACAAAAGUGGGUUACAAAACUCAUGGGUUACGAUUUUGAGAUCCAUUUCAAGCCGGGUAAAGAAAACACCGUUGCCGAUGCUUUGAGUCGUGUUCAAAUUCCGGUUAUGUUAGCACUUUCACAUCCGACGGCCACAUGGCUUAACGAGGUUCGUUCCUAUUAUCAAACUGACCCGGUGGGUCUCCAGUUGGUUGCGGAUAUUACAGCCGAUCAAGUUGCUUUUCCACAUCAUUCGUUCCGUGAUGGGUUGGUCUAUGUUCGUGGUAAGCUACUAAUUCCUCCGAUCUCUAAUUUACGUACCCGUUUAUUGCAAGAAUUCCAUACAUCUUUUGUUGGGGGUCACGCAGGAGUGAAUGCCACAGUUAACCGUUUAUCAUCCACAUUCACAUGGUUGGGUUUAAAAAAAGACGUCACCGCGUUUGUUAAGGCAUGUGAUAUUUGUCAGGCUAUUAAAACCCCGAACCACAAGCCUUACGGCUUGCUGCAACCACUACCCACACCGGCUCAGCCAUGGCAUGAUAUAUCCAUGGAUUUUAUUACCCAUUUACCGCCAUCCAAGGGUAAAACGGCGAUAUGGGUUAUCGUUGAUCGUUUAUCGAAAUUCGCUCAUUUUAUAGCCUUGUCACCGGGUUACACUGCCAUUUCAUUGGCUGCCAUUUUCAUGCGAGAGGUAUACAGGUUACACGGCCUUCCGAAGACAAUUAUUUCGGACAGAGAUCCGAUAUUUAUUAGUCGUUUUUGGCGUCAAUUGUUCAAGCUUAUGGCUUCAAUUGAGUCCUCGCUACUGGAACAUCAGCGGGUACUCCAUGCUCUUAAAAAUUCAAUUGAAUCGGCAAAGGCACGUAUGGUUAGGCAAGCUAAUAAAAACAGAGUUGAAAAAGAGUUCCAAGUGGGUGAUUUUGUUUAUCUUCGCCUUCACAAGUAUCGGCAACAAUCAGUGCAAAACCGAAGCAACCAAAAGCUGUCAAGACGUUUUUUUGGCCCAUUCAAGAUAUUAGAAAGAAUCGGAAAGGUUGCUUAUAAACUAGAGUUACCGUCUGGGUCUAAGGUGCAUCCGGUGUUCCACGUUUCACUUCUCAAGCCGAGUUACGGUAACGUUUCAGGUAAUCCGGGAGAUCUGAGUAGUUUUGGUCAAGACGUGGAGCUCUCGUACCUUCCAGAAUAUGUUGUGAACAAUCGCUUAGGAGCAAAUGGUGAGAACGAGAUACUGGUCAAGUGGAGCCAACUGCCGAUUGAAGAAGCAACUUGGGAGAAUGUCGAUUCGAUUAACACUCAAUUUCCUGGUUUCGUUGACAUUGAGGACAAUGCCAGUUCUCAAGAGGAGGGGGAUGAUACGAGCCAACCAGGCCCAUCCCUUGAUCCAGCCCAACAAGACACAAGGCCCAAAAGAAGUACUAAAAGGCCGGCCCGUUUUAAUCCUUGA